Molecule: messenger RNA, 1932 nt
Organism: Sphenostylis stenocarpa
Lineage: Eukaryota; Viridiplantae; Streptophyta; Magnoliopsida; Fabales; Fabaceae
Source: the annotation of a GenBank genome assembly
AUGAAGUUCCAAUUCCAUGCUGUUUCAUUUGUUCUGCUAUGCUUCACAUCAUUUGGCCUGAUUUUAGCUGACUUGAACUCCGACAGACAAGCUCUCCUUGAGUUCUUUUCAAAUGUUCCACAUGCCCCAAGGCUAAAUUGGAAUGAGUCUACUCCAAUUUGUACUUCUUGGGCUGGUGUGACUUGCAACCAAAAUGAAACUAGUGUCAUAAGCAUCCACCUUCCAGGGGCAGGUUUCAAGGGCUCCAUUCCAGAGAACAGCCUAGGAAAACUAGAUUCUCUAAAAAUUCUGAGCCUCCACUCCAAUGGCCUUAGAGGAAACCUUCCUUCAGACAUCCUCUCUAUUCCUUCACUCCAAUAUGUAAACCUGCAGCAAAAUAACUUCUCUGGUCUAAUCCCUUCUUCUAUCUCCCCUAAACUCGUAGCAUUGGAUAUUUCUUAUAACAAUUUUUCUGGAAGUAUCCCACAUAUUUUUCAGAAUCUCAGUAGACUCACCUGGUUGUAUCUCCAAAACAACUCUCUCUCUGGGGCUAUCCCUGACAUCAACCUUCCAAGCCUCAAGUAUUUGAAUUUGAGUUAUAACAACUUGAAUGGCUCAAUUCCAAAUUCCAUCAACAAUUAUCCAUACACUUCUUUUGCUGGGAACUCUCACUUGUGUGGACCACCUCUCAAUAACUGUUCUGAAGCCUCCGUUCCAUCUUCUUCUUCUUCCUCUCUUUCUCCUUCUCCUGUUUAUCAACCACUCUCUCCAGCACCUGCUCCCCAAUAUAGAAGUGCUACUCCUUCAAAGAGUUACUUUGGCCUAGCUUCUAUCAUUGCACUAGCAAUUGGGAGCUGUGCCUUCCUUUCUCUCCUAGUUUUGGUGAUCUUUGUAUGUUGUUUGAAGAGCAACAAGAGUCAAAGCAGUGGCAUACUUACUGGAAAGGCACCUUGUGCUGGAAAGACUGAGGUUUCAAAGAGUUUUGGGAGUGGGGUUCAAGAGGUUGACAAGAACAGGUUGUUUUUCUUUGAUGGUUGCUCUUACAGCUUUGAUCUUGAAGAUUUGUUAAAGGCUUCAGCUGAAGUUCUUGGAAAAGGGAGCUAUGGAACAACAUAUAGGGCUGCUUUGGAGGAUGGAACUACAGUGGUAGUUAAAAGGUUGAGGGAAGUUCUAGUUGGACAAAAGGAGUUUGAACAGCAGAUGGAGAUUGUAGGAAGAAUUGGUAGGCACCCCAAUGUCGUGCCCCUUCGAGCUUUUUACUUUUCCAAAGAUGAGAAACUUCUAGUCUAUGACUACAUGCCUGGAGGCAGCUUGUUUUCCUUGUUGCAUGGAAACAGAGGCAUGGGAAGAGCUCCAUUAGACUGGGAUUCAAGAAUGAAGAUUGCACUUGGAGCUGCAAAGGGAAUUGCUUCCAUUCACACUGACCACAUGGAUUCAAAACUUACUCAUGGCAACAUCAAAUCCUCCAAUGUGCUCAUAACCCAAGAACAUGAUGGCUGCAUCACUGAUGUAGGACUCACUCCAAUGCUGACCACCCAAUCAACCAUGUCAAGGGCCAACGGCUACCGUGCUCCUGAAGUAACCGAGUACAGGAGGAUCACUCAGAAGUCUGAUGUUUACAGUUUUGGAGUGCUCCUUCUUGAAAUGCUCACAGGCAAGGUCCCACUGGGAUAUCCUGGCUAUGAUGACAUGGUUGAUCUUCCAAUGUGGGUGAGGUCUGUGGUUCGAGAGGAAUGGACAGCUGAAGUUUUUGAUGAGGAGCUGCUUAGAGGGCAGUAUUUUGAAGAAGAAAUGGUGCAGAUGCUUCAGAUUGCACUGGCAUGUGUGGCAAAGGUGGCAGAUAACAGGCCAAAAAUGGAUGAAACUGUUAGGAACAUAGAGGAAAUUAGACUUCCUGAAUUGAAGAACCGUAACACAUCAUCUGACUCUGAAUCUAAUAUACAAACUCCAUGA